Molecule: messenger RNA, 1932 nt
Organism: Aspergillus fumigatus Af293
Lineage: Eukaryota; Fungi; Ascomycota; Eurotiomycetes; Eurotiales; Aspergillaceae
Exons: 1
Coding region: 1-1932 (643 amino acids)
Source: RefSeq, a predicted model, not a curated record
AUGUCCCUAGACCUUUCUUAUUAUCAACCAACGACACCGCCGCGAAGGCAAUUGAUGGAGCUCGGUGGAGCCACCCACAGCCGCAAUGCGUCUGAUUCAUCCAUCUACUCCAAUGAUUCCUCACCGUGGUCGGCCAUGACCGCUGGAACCAGCCCGAGAGAAGCCUCUCCUCCCAGAUACCAGCACGGCCCUGCUCUGCUGCCGAAAAUCAGGUCGCAGGAUGUGGUGAUCGAGCCUGCACCGGCCCCUGGACCACAGCGCCAUCGUCGAGUCCUGUCCAAUACUCGGAACCCUCCAGGCUUCCUACCCUAUCCUCCCAGGCGUCCAGACCUUCAGCGGAACGUCUUAGAAAUGGCGGAUUGUCUUCCUCUGGUGUCACCAGCUACAACCUCGCCCAUGUAUGGUUCUCACAACGGCUCCGCACUGUCGUCGCCUGUGAGCAUCACGCCGUCGCAUAAACGCAAAGUUUCGGACGGGCAUUCUCGAUCAGGUUCUGUUUCCAGCAUUGACGAAGCGACUCUGAGUCGAUACGGCUAUCCGACCUAUCGGCAUCUUCCAAAGUACACCACGCAAGCGCACCCUUCGCCAUCUGCUCCAGCCACCCCUGUGACACCAAACAUUGUGGUCCAUCGGCCGUACUCUCAGACCUCACCCAAUGACGGCACUCCGUCCCCGAUCCAGUGUCAGACUCAGAUGCCACUUGUCCUUCCACCCUCCCCAUUCGGGGGGUACGCUCGAGUUUCGAGUGCGCAGCCUUCGCCUGUUGGCCUUGCGCCUCAUGCAGCGGUGAUGGUGCCACAGUCGACUACCUUGCUGUCCUACCUGACUUCCCCCACGCAAGCGAUCAAUCUUGUCCGUAAUGUCAGUGUGAUUCCCACACGAGGAAUGCACGACUAUUUCUGGUGGGACAUUAGAAACCUGCGUAGCUGGACAUCGUUCACGCUUCAGACGUUUAACUCGAUCAAUGGCCUCACCAAACUUCUGAGAACUGCAAUCUCCUCCGACUUGACUCCGCCCGUCGCGGUAGCCCCGUCUCGCCUGUCUCCGGACUCAGAGGCUGAGUUGGUUAAUCUUAUACGAGACAUCUAUGGGCCGCGUGUCAAUGCCGCGCUCGCUGUAUCCCAAGGACCAGAGCACCUGAAACUCUACCUGGCGCCUCACCUACGGGCUUCAAACAGCAAAAACACAGGUGGACCACACUUCCUUGCCAACUAUGCAUCUGAUACCGAGCAGACCAGUUCGGGUAUGCCGCGGGGACGGCUCGUCGGUAUCGUAAAAAGCUUUGACCGCUGGAACACGGGCAUGCGCAACGAAGCGCCUCACCGGCGGGUGGAGUACCUCAACGGUCUAGCCCAUCUACAACGAUGCAUGCGAGAGCACUCCUGCCGAUACGGCUUCAUCAUCACCGAGAUUGAACUCGUUUGUGUGCGGGCCGGCUGCGACGAAGGGGACGAUGUGCCGUAUUUUGGAUUCCUGGAGGUAUCGGCGCCAAUCCCGACUAACAUCGCCGUGAACCCGGAAGAACGGGGCCUGCAGCCAACUUCUUUUGCCCAGGCCCAGUCACCCGAGGCUUCCCACGACUGCCGAUUAGCUGCAGAAGAAUGCGACCCCACAUGUACUUUCGCCGACGGUCUCAACGUCCCGAUGACUGCGAGCCUAGCAUUGUACUUUCUGCUGAUGCUGUCUAAAUCGGUGCCCUUACCGUCUCAGCCCUCUGCUCACCUCAACGUGGGCGGACCUGGAGCGCUGACCCGGCAGCGGAUUCUUCCAGAGGGGAAAGAUAAAUGGAUUCCAGAACCGCAGAUUGGAGAGCGACGAGACGCGAAGCGAGUUCGAGGAUGGGUGUGGCCUCAAGACGCCUGGCAUCGUCGCGAGGGCGGAGGGGUGCCGCGGGGGAAUCGAAGCAGAAAAAAUGGACCAAGUAAUGUCUGA